GUGUGUGCUUGUGCGCGUUUGUGUGUAGCCAUGGAGAUGUCGUCGUCGUCUACGUCCUCGGCGAAUGCCAGGAGGAGGUGGAGAAACAAAGCUCCUCAACCCAUUAACGUAACCAAAUUCAUGGAGAUGAGUGGCGGCGGCGGCGGCAUGGAGGAGGCGGAGGCGCUAAGCCCGGCGGCGCGUAUGUUCCACGAAUCAAAUUUCAACGUGCACGUGGUGGCCGUCUUCGGGUCCAAGACCCGUAUAGACCCUCAACUCGUCAAGGACAAGCUGAGUCACAGCCUGCUCAGGCAACCUCGUUUCUCCUCUCUCCAGGUAACCGAUAAGAAAGGGACAAUGAGAUGGGUUCCAACGGAGGUGGACAUAUCCAGGCACGUGAUAGUCCCAAACCUGGAUCCAAACAUUGCCCGCCCCGACCAGUUUUUGGAAAACUACAUUGCCAACCUCAGCAAAACCCACCUCGACCGCUCCAAGCCGCUAUGGGACCUCCACAUCCUCAACCUCAAAACCUCCGCCGCCGAGGCCGCCGGAAUCCUCCGCGUCCACCACUCCCUCGGCGACGGCACCUCCCUCAUCUCCCUCUUGCUCGCCUUCACCCACAAAACCUCUGAUCCCCAGGCUCUUCCCACCGUUCCCGUCCACCGGAAGCGCCCCAGCCCCUGCCGCUACGGCGGGUGGUGGCGGUGCUUGGUGGCGGUUCUGAUGCUUUUCAGGCUGGCUUGGAACAGUUUGGUGGAUGUAGGGAUGCUCAUGGCGACGGGAUUGUUCCUGAAGGACACGGAGACGCCUCUCAAGGCUCCUCCCGGCGCUGAGGUCAAGCCUCGCCGGAUUGUUUAUAGAACUGUUAGUCUGGAUGAUAUGAAGUUGAUCAAGAAUGCUAUGAACAUGGACCUGACCAUCAACGACGUCGGUUUGGCGGUUACACAAGCUGGUUUGUCUCGGUACCUCAACAGGAGAUACGGGGAAAUUAACAAAGUUGACCACGGAGCAACCGAGAGUAAAAACAAUCUCCCCAAGAAUAUCCGGCUCAGAUCAACCCUCCUCAUAAACUUGAGACCAUCUGCUGGAAUUCAGGCUUUUGCUGAUAUGAUGAAGAAGGAAACGAAAGCUAAAUGGGGCAACUGGGUCGGUUUUAUGCUCCUUCCAUUCACCAUUGCCCUUCGGGACGACCCAUUGGACUAUGUUCGACAAGCAAAGGCCACUAUCGACAGAAAGAAGCACUCUCUUGAACCUAUCUUCUCCUCUUCCAUCUCCGAUUUGGUCCUCAAGCUCUUCGGCAUCAAGACAGCCAGUGCCUUGUCUCACGGAAUACUCACUCGCACAUCCAUGUGCUUCUCAAAUUUAGUUGGACCCGUGGAAGAAAUUGCGUUCUAUGGCCACCCAAUGACUUACCUUGCUCCAGGUUGUUAUGGCCAGCCACAUGGAUUGAUGAUAAACUUCCAGAGCUAUAUCAACAAGAUGACCAUUGUUCUAUCAGUGGAUGAGAGCACAAUUCCUGAUCCUCACCAACUGCUGAAUGAGAUUGAAGAAUCACUUCAGCUCAUCAAAAAGGCUGUGCAAGCAGAGGUUGCUGAUGACUGAUGAUCGACAAGGCUUAUCCAUGAAAUACUAAUUAAUUAAUACGCGAAUAACAGGUUCAUUACGUACGUGUACGCUAU
Messenger RNA from Diospyros lotus (date-plum), 1658 nucleotides. RefSeq names its product wax ester synthase/diacylglycerol acyltransferase 11-like. The coding region runs from base 31 to 1581 and encodes 516 amino acids. The transcript has 7 exons. Gene Ontology annotation, molecular function: long-chain-alcohol O-fatty-acyltransferase activity; diacylglycerol O-acyltransferase activity. Lineage: Eukaryota; Viridiplantae; Streptophyta; Magnoliopsida; Ericales; Ebenaceae. Gene Ontology annotation, biological process: triglyceride biosynthetic process. The record is from RefSeq and is a predicted model, not a curated record. Gene Ontology annotation, cellular component: plasma membrane.